AUGAGCGAAGAAGGCGGCUUCAGCAUCGAUCAAUUAAUGGAACUGGCAGGAUUGAGUGUUUCACAGGCUGUAUACAAAGUCCACCCGCCUUCUCAAGGCAAGAAUAUCCUCAUCGCGUGCGGGCCAGGAAAUAAUGGAGGCGAUGGCCUCGUCUGUGCUCGCCAUUUGCACCACUACGGCUACGCUCCCACAAUCUACUAUCCCAAGCCCACUAACACAACCCUUUUCGCCGGGCUCCAAAAACAGCUUCGCCACCUCCACAUUCCUUUCCUCAGCACAAUCGAAGAGUUUGCCUCCGCGCUGGAGAGCGCGGAUCUCGUCAUCGACUCGCUUUUUGGCUUCAGUUUCCGUCCCCCGGUCCGGCCGCCCUUCGACACCGCGCUGAGCCGUAUCAUCUCCUCACACAAGCCGAUUCUGAGCGUCGAUAUUCCCUCGUCAUGGGACGUGGAAGGGGGACCGCCGGCGCAAGACCAGCUAGGAGCUGACUUCAUGCCAAGGUACUUGAUUAGUUUGACAGCUGCGAAACCGUGUGUUCGGUGGUUCAAGGGCGAGAGGCAUUUCAUUGGGGGCCGGUUCUUGUCCGAGGAUGUCGCGAAGAAAUAUGGGCUUGAAGCGCCUGGGUAUGAGGGUGUUGAUCAGAUCGCGGAAGUCCCGGUUGACAUCCCUGUUGAGAGGUUGUGA
Messenger RNA from Rhinocladiella mackenziei CBS 650.93, 681 nucleotides. Its product is annotated as YjeF family domain-containing protein. The transcript has 3 exons. Bases 1 to 681 code for a protein of 226 amino acids. The record is from RefSeq and is a predicted model, not a curated record. NCBI's taxonomy places the organism in Eukaryota, Fungi, Ascomycota, Eurotiomycetes, Chaetothyriales, Herpotrichiellaceae. Gene Ontology annotation, cellular component: mitochondrion. Gene Ontology annotation, molecular function: NAD(P)HX epimerase activity.